CCAGGAGCUCGCCGUCUAACGAGGGAGACAACGCGUAACGUACGUGGGCACAGACGCCAGGCAGAGACCCUAAGAGCACGGUGGCGAGGUUCUCUGUUUCUGGUUGUGGAGGUUCGAAAGGCUGACGGGGGAGAGCCGCGCCAGAGACGGGAUGUAUCGCGGGACAUAGAGCUCCGUCUCUAGAGAGGACAGGCGUCCUUAGAGUUACCAGGCUGUUGCCAUGGAGACCGCAGAGCGGAUGGAUGAGUUCACCCAGUGUCUCGCUUACUCCUCCUUCCGCUCCUCCUUUUCCCCUCCCCUCUCCCCCAUACGCUUUUUCCGGUUCUGCCAGCUCCACGCCUCCCCCUUCUCCCCCCCAUCGCCUUUGACACCAUCUUGGGCCGUGCGUCAAAAUGGCGCCCCCUGGGUCUCCCAAGGAGGAGCCUCGUGGAGCUAGUGGUGGUGAGGCUGCGCACUGGCGUCCCCCAGCGUGGAGGGGCGGGGCUCCGCGGCUGCCCCUUCGACGUUCGCCCGCCCUCUCUCCACCUCCCUUCCCUCUGUGGCUCUCUCCCCGCCUUUCUCCCUUCGGGCGAACCCGGAAGUGGAGGUUCCGCGGCGGCAGCGGCUGAGGCGGCGGCGGGUACCUGCCCACAGCCCGGUGCCGAGGGAGGGCGCUGGCGGAGCCGAGCUGGCGAGAACCUCCGGGGGUUAGGGGUGGAGGGGACGGGACUGCGGCCGGGCAGCCCGGCCUGGACGGUGCAGGGGGCGCGAUGGCCACGGCGGACCUGCAGGGGAAGUACCAGAAGCUGGCUCAGGAGUACUCGAAGAUGAGGAAACUGAGGUCCCACGAGGUUAAAUGAUUUGCCCAAGGCUGCACAGUUGACGAUCUUAUCCCCUGAAGUGAUAAGUUAAGGAUAGACUAUCUUCAUCAGUGGCUAAGACUGGAAGACAAGCUUCGAGCACAGAACCAGGUCCUAAAAAAGGGUGUUGUGGAUGAACAAGCAAAUUCUGCUGCUUUAAAGGAACAACUAAAAAUGAAGGAUCAGUCAUUGAGAAAACUACAGCAAGAAAUGGAUAGUUUGACAUUUCGCAAUCUGCAGCUUGCCAAGAGGGUUGAACUACUUCAGGAUGAACUUGCUUUGAGUGAACUCCGAGGCAAGAAAAAUAAGAAAAGUGGAGAAUCUUCCUCUCAGUUGAGUCAAGAGCAGAAAAGUGUCUUUGAUGAAGACCUUCAAAAGAAGAUAGAAGAGAAUGAACGAUUGCAUAUACAAUUUUUUGAGGCUGAUGAACAACAUAAACACAUGGAGGCAGAACUGAGAAGUAGACUGGAGACAUUGGAGACAGAAGCAGCACAGCAUCAAGCAGUUGUAGAUGGUUUAACAAGAAAGUACAUGGAAACCAUAGAAAAACUGCAAAAUGACAAGGCCAAAUUAGAAGUAAAAUCACAAACACUAGAAAAGGAGGCCAAGGAUUGUCGACUUCGAACAGAAGAAUGUCAACUUCAGUUAAAUAACCUUCAUGAGGAUUUGUCAAGUAGAUUAGAGGAAUCCUUGUCUAUCAUCAAUGAAAAAGUCCCUUUUAAUGACACAAGAUUUAGUCAGUAUAAUGCUCUGAAUGUUCCACUACACAAUAGGAGACAUCAGCUGAAGAUGCGGGAUAUUGCUGGGCAGGCCUUGGCUUUUAUUCAGGAUCUUGUGACAGCUCUUCUGAACUUUCAUACCUACACAGAACAGAGAGUCCAAAUUUUUCCCAUUGAUUCUGCCAUUGAUACUAUAUCGCCAUUAAAUCAGAAGUUUUCACAAUACCUUCAUGAAAAUGCAUCCUAUGUUCGCCCUCUUGAGGAAGGAAUGCUUCACUUAUUUGAGAGUAUUACUGAAGAUACUGUGACAGUCUUGGAAACAACUGUGCAAUUGAAAACUUUUUCAGAACAUUUAACCUGCUAUGUAUCUUUUCUUAGGAAGAUUCUUCCUUAUCAGUUAAAAAGUUUGGAGGAAGAAUGUGAAUCUUCUGUUUGCACAUCUGCAUUAAGAGCCAGAAAUCUAGAAUUAUACAGUGAUGUGAAAAAGAUGACUGCUGUGUUUGAGAAGCUCCAGACUUAUAUUGCUCUUCUUGCAUUGCCAAGUACAAAACCAGAUGGACUACUUCGGGCAAACUAUAAUUCAGUUUUAACACAUAUUGCUAUAGUUCUUCAAGAAUUUCAUGAUGUCAUGAAAGAUAUUUCCAAGCACUAUAGUCAGAAAGCUACUAUAGAACAUGAACUUCCAACAGCUACUCAGAAGCUCAUAACAACUAAUGACUGCAUUCUGUCUUCAGUAGUGGCAUUAACAAAUGGAGCAGGAAAGAUCGCAUCUUUCUUCAGCAGCAAUGUCGACUACUUCAUUGCUUCACUGAGCUAUGGGCCUAAGGAGGCCAGUGGAUUCAUCAGUCCUCUCUCAGCAGAAUGUAUGCUGCAGUACAAGCAAAAAGCUGCUGCUUAUAUGAAGUCUUUGAAGAAGCCCCGUUUGGAGUCGGUGCCUUAUGAAGAAGCUCUGGCCAAUCGUCGUAUCCUUUUGAGUUCCACGGAAAGUAGAGAAGGUCUUGCACAACAGGUCCAGCAGAGUUUAGAGAAGAUUGCCAAACUGGAGCAGGAGAAGGAACAUUGGAUGCUGGAAGCCCAGCUAGCCAAAAUCAAGUUAGAAAAGGAAAACCAGAGAAUGGCAGAUAAGGUGAAAAAUGCCAGUGGAGCCCAGCUGGUUCAGAAUACCCAGGAAAAUCCUGUUAUGGUGAAUGCCGCUGUACAAGAUCAGGAAGAACCAUCUGACAGGACUUGGCAAGAACCUGUUCAGAGUACCAGUCUGGUUGGAAUGUUGGUGAAGACAUCAGACAGUGAGGUUCCAGAUGUUGAAUCCCGUGAGGAUUUAAUAAAAAAUCAUUAUAUGGCAAGGAUAGUGGAGCUUACAUCUCAGCUUCAGUUGGCUGAUAGCAAAUCGGUGCAUUUUCAUGCUGAGUGCCGAGCACUCUCCAAAAGAUUAUCUUUAGCAGAAAAGUCUAAAGAAUCAUUGAAUGAAGAAAUGAAAUUAGCUAGUCAGAACAUUAGCAGACUGCAGGAUGAGUUGACCACUACUAAGAGGAGCUAUGAGGACCAACUCAGUAUGAUGAGUGACCAUCUUUGCAGUAUGAAUGAAACCUUAUCUAAACAGAGGGAAGAAAUUGAUACCCUAAAGAUGUCUAGUAAGGGCAAUUCUAAAAAGAACAAAAGUCGAUAGUUUACAAAUAGUUGGGUCAGUCAAGGGACUGUCCUUUCUGAUGCUGCUGCUGCCCAGAACUGCAGGUGCUGAAAAUCCUUGUCCAUUUCUGGAGUCAGCCUUUUCAAAAAACUGAAGUAUUAUUGGACCUAGUUACAAGUCAAUGCUGUAUAUGGCUAUGAAAAAAUUAGAAUGUAUUUGUAACCAGUAAGGUAAAUAUAGAAUUUGAUGUCAACAAUAAAAUACAAAACAAUAUACAAUACCAUGAAUCUUGUAGAAAUUUCCUUAAGCUGUUUUUACUGUGCACUUUUUAAGAUUAGGCUUUAAUUUCAGUAUGUAAGAACAAAGAAGAUUUUGUAUAUUUUCAAACUCAAUUAUUUGGCAACAGAUUUGGUAUCAGUGCAAUAGAUGUAUGUUUCUGGAUAAAAUGUUUAAAUUAGCAACUUUUCACUGUUUCUUGCUACAAUUGAAAACAGUCUCCAGAUUGUUUAUGGAGACCUCUCCAUUAUUUUUUUGACCAUUCAAACUUAGUUCUUGUGGGUUUAUUAUUGUCUCUGUUUCCUGAAUCACUCUCUGUAUUAGGAUGAUUAGCUUAUAGAAGUUGACGUCAAUAAAUUCAUACUUAAAGCAAA
Molecule: messenger RNA, 3835 nt
Organism: Sarcophilus harrisii (Tasmanian devil)
Lineage: Eukaryota; Metazoa; Chordata; Mammalia; Dasyuromorphia; Dasyuridae
Gene: PPP1R21
Product: protein phosphatase 1 regulatory subunit 21
Exons: 24
Coding region: 1014-3224 (736 amino acids)
Cellular component (GO): early endosome; membrane
Source: RefSeq, a predicted model, not a curated record